Molecule: messenger RNA, 396 nt
Organism: Diabrotica virgifera virgifera (western corn rootworm)
Lineage: Eukaryota; Metazoa; Arthropoda; Insecta; Coleoptera; Chrysomelidae
Exons: 2
Coding region: 1-396 (131 amino acids)
Cellular component (GO): nucleus
Source: RefSeq, a predicted model, not a curated record
AUGGCACAAUUGAGAAAUGUAAUAAAGUAUAGUGGAUCAGUGUCUGCCGAGCAGAAGAAAGAGCUGAUCCACUUUAUAGAAAGUCACCCGGAGUUGAAAUCGGGGAAAUUCAGUAACGAAUUUUCAUGGAAAACGGCCCAGAAUUUAUGGAUGCACGUGGCCGAGCACCUAAAUGCUCUUCCAGGAGCAAAGAAGGAGUGGAAGCAGUGGCGCAAGACAUGGCAAGACAUGAAGUCCACUGCAAAGAGAAAGAAGACCCAACUUAAGAACCAACUAACAACGACUGGAGGUGGGCCUCAACAAGAUAUUAUAAUCACCGAGGAAGAUGACCAAAUUCUUGACCUCAUCGGGUCUGUUGUGGUUGAGGGUGACCAGUUGGUUCUGGAUCUGCUUUGA